GGAGGCGGGGCCUGCGCCAGGGUCACGUGAUACCGCUGCUUUGUAGCUCGAGCGACUGGAACAGAACCGAAUCACCGCACACAAACACGCUCCGCUUACCGGCCCAGCGCGAUCUUCCGCCUCCCGCGACGCGUUCAGCAGCGGCAGCAUCAUGUCGGCGGUGCAGCGGAUGAAAGUAGCAAACGAGAAACACAGCAAGACGAUCACACAGAGAGGACACGUGCAGAAAACCACGCGUGUGGUGAAUGAGGAGAAGUCUCCGGUGGGUCCGUGGCUCCUCGCACUCUUUGUGUUUGUGGUCUGUGGCUCAGCCAUCUUCCAGAUCAUCCAGAGCAUCCGGCAGGGAAUGUGAGCCGCUCGCGCUGAUCUUCCAUGGAGACGCUUUCUUCUUCGAUUAAUCUGUUUGUUUUUGUUUACAGCUGAUUUCAGCUCUGCGUGUGUGUGUGUGUGUGUGUGUGUGUGAGGAUUUUUUGACUGCUCCUCAGGAUGCUCUGAUUUUAGUUUUUACUUGUUAAGUUUCGUGUCGUUCUGAAGUAAACAACCGCUGUGUUUCCAUCCAAAGUGGCGAAUUUAUCUUGUGCGCUAAAUUGGAAAGUCGCAUAAAACAUUCGCAAAUAAAGCAGCGUUUCCUUCUAAUGUGUUCGAGAGAACAAAAGCGUCACGUACGGGGAAAUUGCAGCAAAAUAUCAGUAAUAAAAAAAAUUCUGUAAUCCGGCUAUUUGUUCGAAACGCAAAAAAUGCUGUGACGCGAUUGGUCCGCUGGUUCGUCUGGUUAUCCAGUGCUCGGGGGAUUUAUUCAGUGAAUGUGUUUCCAUCAUAGUUUAUGCUUAUUGGAGUUUUAUUUAUAGUUAUAUAUUAUCGGAUACAACAUUCAUACACCUCAAUUGAGAGCAUGCUUUUCUCUUUUGAUGCGCAUUUUUGGAAUUUAUGUUUCGCGUUUCGGCAUUUCCAUCCAGCAUUACAAUUUUUUUUAAAAUGCGAUAUCCCAAAAUGUGCAUAACAAUAGGUGUAAGGAAACAGCUAUUUAUGAGAUUUUGUAUGAACUCAGAGAAAUGUGUGUGUUCAGACAUCAGUAGCCAUAUGAAUCUGCACCUCUCACAGGAAACUGAUGCUCUGGAAUAAUGAUUUUAUACAAAUAAAAGAUAUUUUCUCUAUCGGCACUGUGUUUUACUUGUUUGUUUGUUUUUUUAAAUACUGUGGUUUUCUAUGAAGUAAAGUAUAUUUCCAAAAG
Messenger RNA from Pimephales promelas (fathead minnow), 1231 nucleotides. RefSeq names its product stress-associated endoplasmic reticulum protein 1. Gene Ontology annotation, cellular component: endoplasmic reticulum. The record is from RefSeq and is a predicted model, not a curated record. Lineage: Eukaryota; Metazoa; Chordata; Actinopteri; Cypriniformes; Leuciscidae. Gene Ontology annotation, biological process: endoplasmic reticulum unfolded protein response.